GUUUACUCUUUCUCACUCCUUAAAAUCAUCUUCUUUUUUCUCUUUCUUUCUAUUUUGAUUUAUUCCUCCACAAUUUACCUACUACUUGUUCAUCUCUCCCUUUGAUUCCUCCCUUUUCUCUGUUUCUCUCUCUUUGUUUUUGGUAUUCGCCAUUCUCGCCUUAACCUCCUGCUGGACGCUGCAUCUAAAGGUCAUCGAGCUUGCACAAAAUGGUUUUUUUCUUCAAAAACAUAGCCGAGGAGUCCGAAGCUUCUUUGGAACAGGACAUUACUAAGUGCCCUUUCUUGCAGAACAUCAAUGAGCCCACUAGUUUCUCCUUCUCCUCAUCAAUGGCUUUCCCAAUGCCUGUACUAGGAGCUAAAGGUCCGAUUUUCGAGGAUGGUCCAAAUUUCGACUUGGCAUUCAGUGUUUUCCAUGGCCAAAAUGGUGUUGUCCCGCUUUCUAGAAGAUCAACCAUGCAUUCUGAGAAGUUAGUAUCUGAACCAGCGACGCCUCAAUUUUGUCCUUUAGCAGCGAAGGCAGCCACCAUUAGUCUCUCAGCUUUUGGACCCGGAGGCCCCUUUGGCUUCGAUGCAUUUUCUCAGAAAUUGAAGAAUCAGCAAAGAAAAUCCAAUCCAUCCAAGAAAGAAACUUCUUCACAGGGAGGAGAAUCGAUGCACGAGGCAACAAGCAACGAGUGGUUAGAAACAGGGAAUUGUCCGAUAGCAAAGUCAUACCGGGCAGUGAGUCACGUCCUCCCACUUGUGGCAAAGGCUCUUCAACCACCUCCAGGCAUGAAAUUCAAGUGCCCACCAGCCAUUAUUGCAGCCCGGGCAGCUCUUUCACGAACCGCCUUUGCAAAAACACUCCGACCCCAACCCCUCCCCUCAAAAAUUCUCGUGAUUGGAGUACUGGGCAUGGCUGCAAACAUUCCGUUAGGGAUUUGGAGGGAACACACUCGGAAAUUUUCGCCAUCAUGGUUUGCAGCUGUCCAUGCAGCUGUUCCAUUCAUUGCUAUGAUUAGGAAGUCCGUGUUGAUGCCUAAGACCGCUAUGGCGCUUACCAUUGCAGCAUCGGUAUUGGGACAGGUUAUCGGAUCUAGGGCAGAGCGACAACGGUUGGAGGCAGUUGCUGCAAGAAAAUUACCUCUUACAGAAACUUCAGUUGGUUGUUCUAGUCAGUCACAAGUUCCUCUUUCACAUGAUAGGGCCAUCAUUAUCGGCUGAAAAUGUGUGCUACUGCUAACAUUUUAGUAGUCUGUGAGAUAUUGUAUCAUACAGUGUUUUGCAAAGUAAUUGCUUUCAUUUUUUAUUUCCAUUUUGGCCAUUUGAAAGACCUGAUGUCAGGAAUUGAAGGAAAAUACAUGGAGAUCGAAUAUUCUUUUAA
Molecule: messenger RNA, 1365 nt
Organism: Camellia sinensis
Lineage: Eukaryota; Viridiplantae; Streptophyta; Magnoliopsida; Ericales; Theaceae
Cellular component (GO): chloroplast
Source: RefSeq, a predicted model, not a curated record